AUGACGGGGAAAGUAGUGGAUCCUGAUGUUAAUUUUAAACGGUCAUGUGCUACGGCUACAUCUUGUGGAAUAAAUACUGCCAACACCAAGGUUGAACCAACAAUUAUGAAAUCCAUCCAUGAAAUUAGUAAACAGGCUCUCCGUUCAACUAAGAUGGAGUUUAAUCUAUUGAGUUGUAUACGUAAAUCACCUGACUGUUCUGGUGAUUUACCAACUGUCCCUAGUAUAAUUGAUGAAUUAUUGAAAAUGGCUUCUGAGGAUGUGGUUCAGAAUUGGUGUUUUCCUAAGGGAUAUUUUCUUCGACUAACAGCUCAGAUAAGUGAAGCAGGAACUUUCUUACUACCCAAAAGAGAAACGAUCACGUUCCUUAAAAGACGAAUAAGGAGCUGCAAACCACGUGAAUCCUAUGCUACAAUAGAGGAUACUGUAACACCACUCCCGACCUUAACAAAAUUAAUUCAGAAUCCAGCAUUGCAUUGGGAUUUCGAGCUUGACACAUUUCAAAAACGUGCAAUUCUUUGUCUUGAAAACAACAAAACAGUAUUUGUUUCAGCACAUACAUCGUCUGGUAAAACGGUGAUUGCAGAAUACGCAUGCGCUAUUUGUUUACGUCGUGGUUCACGUGUCAUCUAUACAAGUCCAGUUAAAGCACUUUCCAAUCAAAAAUUUCAUGAUUUUAGGGAAAGAUUUGGUGAAAAUGUAGGACUAAUUACUGGUGAUAUCAAACUAGCUCAAGAAGCAUCACUACUUGUCAUGACCACUGAAAUAUUAUAUAAUAUGUUGUGCAAUGCAUCUGAGAUUAUCAAAAAUCUUGAAAUUGUAAUCUUGGACGAGACUGAGGCUGUUAUCGUGCGUGCGAUCGAAAAACCAGGAGCUAUCAAAUAUGAGUCAGCAGCAAUUGAUGUUGUUUUGGAUGCCUCCCUCUCAAUUGUUCCUCGUGAGACUUUGGCCAAUUGGACUGGCUCAACUGAAAUUGGCAUUAGUUCUUCGUCAAGUACUGAAAGUUUGAAUCAUGGUAAGAGGGUAGAUAUAAAUAGGAAAACAAAAGAGCUGCUGGAAAAAAGAAUUCGAAAUUCCAAACCUCAACCGUCAUACAUCUUUCAGGAGGAUACCACUUGUGAACUCCCACCUUUAACUGAACUUGUCGACAACCCGGCAUUCAAUUGGGAAUUUGAACUAGAUACCUUUCAAAAACAAGCUAUUUUGUGCCUUGAGCGUAAUCAAACAGUCUUUGUAGCAGCCCAUACUUCAGCUGGGAAGACAGUUGUCGCAGAAUAUGCUUGUGCUCUCUGUCGACGUCGGGGCACAAGAGUUAUCUAUACGAGUCCGAUUAAAGCUUUAUCGAAUCAAAAGUUUUAUGAUUUCAGACAGACAUUCGGAGAUAGUGUUGGACUAAUUACAGGUGAUAUCAAACUGGCUCCCGAAUCUACAAUUCUAAUAAUGACCACGGAAAUUCUGCAUAACAUGUUGUGUAACGAUGCUGAUGUUAUCAGAGAUCUGGAAAUAGUCAUUAUGGACGAAGUUCAUUAUGUCAAUGAUGUGGAAAGAGGUCAUAUAUGGGAACAAAUUAUGAUAAUGCUGCCUAAACACGUGUUAUUAGUUAUGUUAAGUGCAACAGUUCCUAAUAAACUUGAUUUUGCUGAUUGGUUAGGACGUGUACGUGGAACUGAAGUUCAUGUAGUUGCAACUAAUAAACGUCCAGUUCCAUUGGAACAUUUUCUUUUUACCGGUAUGGAUGGUCAACGUAGUAAAGAUCAUCUUCAUCUAAUUGUAGAUCAAGCUGGUCAAUUCAAUUUACCAGGUUAUAAACAGGCAAAUCGUUUGCUUAGCGGCGAAAAAGAUGUUGACAAAAAGAAACCUACUGAAAAUCCGGCAAAUCCAUCGAAUGCUAAAAACGUACCACGAAAGAAUACUGGUGGUAAAGUGAAUACUCCAGGUCAUUUCCGUGCAUUACCACCAACUAAUGGAAUAAGUGUACAUGAUCAUCGUACCAAAAAUUUAUGGCUUGGAGUAAUUCACCUUCUUCAAGAGCGUGAUCUUAUGCCAACUAUAGCAUUUGCCUUUUCUCGAUCAUCAUUGGAAACUCUGGCUGGUCAUUUAUCUUCAGUGGACUUGUUAAAUUCAAGUGAAAAACAACAAGUUAAAAAUUUUCUACAUUGUUCUGUCACUAAACGAUUAAAAAGAUGUGAUCGUCAACUUGCUUCAGUUCAGUUUAUUAGUAAAUUAGCUGUUAGAGGAUUAGCUGUUCAUCAUGCUGGAAUGUUGCCUAUUUUGAAAGAGACAGUGGAGAUGUUAUUUCGACGUGGCUUAAUCAGAAUCUUAUUUGCUACUGAAACAUUUGCGAUGGGUGUAAAUAUGCCGGCUCGUUGUGUAAUCUUUACUACAUUAGAGAAGUUUGAUGGUCAAAAACGUCGUCCUUUAAAUUCAAGUGAGUAUACACAAAUGGCUGGGCGUGCAGGUCGUCGUGGUUUAGAUGCUUCCGGUUCUGUAAUUAUUCUACUUGGUGGAAUCGGUAAAUCACUUACACCAGGUAGUUCGGGUUUACCAUCUGAGCAUACACUGUGUGAUAUUAUUCUUGGAAGACAAACUCAAUUAGUUUCGAAAUUUAAAAUCACCUACUCUAUGAUAUUACAUUUACAUCGAACUAAUUGGUUAACUCCACAGGAUGUAAUGCGACGAAGUUUCAUGGAAGCAGCCAAUCUUAGACGUGAACUUGACCGUAAGCAAUGGUUGUCAGCUUUACGCAAAAAACUCGAUGAAACAACUACUCUUAUACCACCUGCUGGAUUAUUAUCAAAUAUACCUCAUCAAAUUGCUCGUAGUUCGAAUAGUAAAGUUACAGUAUCUAUGAAUAAUAUUUCUCGUUUAUCUGUACCAAUCGGUGAACCUAUUUUACAAGUGAAAUGCCCUUUUGGUCAAAUAAGUUGUUGUGAUGCAAUGACUACUUAUUAUCAGGCCUGUUGUAAUUAUCAAAAGCUUACAUCAUCCAUUGUCCGUUUACUUUCUGAAGAAAAUCUAACUGAUCUACAAAGAGUCUUUUGUCCAGGUCGUAUAGUAUUUAUUAAUUUGCCACAAACUGAUAAUUCAUCAUUGUAUAAUAAAGUAACAAUAAAACAACCCGAUUGGUUAGUACCAGGUGUUUUGGUUAAUUUAACAAAGAAAAAAAUCAAGAACGAAAGUGAAAUACAAUGCGAUAUUAUCACUUGGGAAUUGUCUAAUUUACUAAAUCAUUCUAGAUCAUUUAAAAAGUGUAAUCAUCAAUCGAUAAAUCAGACCGUUUCAGUGAAUGAUGUAAAUGAUAAAAAACAAGAAAAUAUUAACAAUAACACUACUCAAUUCAAUGAAUUUGAUGAAGAGGAUAUUUUGAAAGAAGGUGAAGAUGCUCAACUGUCUAAUACACCAUAUCCUCCACAAUUAAUGCCUGUUUAUACACCUGAGUCAAUGGAAGAUGGUUAUGCUCGUUUAACGUUAUUAUCCAAUUUGUCUAUUCGAUCAUUUGUACGAAUUACUGAUCAUGUUUUUACUGUAAAACAAUAUUGUAAUAAUACUGUAAAUAAUGCAAAUAUAACGCCAUCAGAAUUAUUACUUCGUGGCAUUAAACGUCAUCGUCAGCAAAUAGCAGCUAAACAAGCUGUUCUUAUGGAUGAAUUAAAUGCGAAUUUAUUUAAUCUUGUAAUUUCAUUGAUGCCAGAAUCUUCUAUGUCUCCGAUGUUUGGUCUACCAGUUAACUGCCCUACUAAAGUUGACUUAAGAACAUCAUUGAAAUUCAAAGGAAUUUCAGAGGAGGAUGCUUGUGUGUUUGAUGAACACGCUUUACUCAGUGAUGAACUAACAACACCACUUCUGACAUCGGUUAUUACUCAGCGUUUGGCUCCAAUUAGUUGUCCUGAUCUUGUAGCACAUUUGGAACUGAUUCAUCGUACCUGCCGUCGAAGAUGGGCUGUAAAACGAAUUGAAGAUAGUUUAUCUAAUUCGCAGUUACAAUUAAAUACGGAGUAUGUGAAACGUUUGUGUGUUCUUGAAGAAUUGGGUUUUAUCGAUUCAGCAACACAUACUGGUUGUUUGAGUUUAAAAGGUCGAAUUGCUUGUGAAUUGACAAAAAUGGAAGUGUUAAUUACUCAACUAUUACUAAAUGGUUCAUUCACUGAUUUAUCGGCUCCUGAUUUAGCAGCUGUUUUAUCGUGUUUUGUAUUUGAAACACGUUCCACUACUGAUACAGAACAAUUACAACAACACGAUGGACAAUAUUUACACAGUCUACUUGGAUCUCUAAUGAAUUUUACUAAUGAUGAUUGUAAUCAAAAUCAUCUGUCUAAUAGUUGUUCAGAUGUUACUUCUUAUCCUUCAAAUCUUAUACCUGCAUUACAAAAGAUUGUACUAUCUGCUAUAGAGCUAGAGCAAUUACAGAUUAAAUAUGGUCUUACUGAUCCAUCUAUAGACACAAGGAUAACUCUACAGGCUGUAAAUGCUGUUUUUGCUUGGGCUCAAGGUUAUUCAUUCUCAUCAUUGGUUAGUAUGACUAGUGUUCCUGAAGGUCACUUGGUUCGUGGCUUAUUACAACUCGAUGAACUAUUACAUCAUAUAUGCAAUGCUUGUCAUCAUCUGGGUGAUAAAAAUUUAAGUUUACGAAUGAAGGAGGCAAGAAGUUUAAUAUUGCGAGAUCUUGUAUGUGCUCCAAGUUUGUAUACUGCAGAUGAUCUUGUGUGAAUUAUUUUAUUUCUGCAGCAGUCUUAUUUUGUUGAUGAUAUAUACGCAUAUACAUACCUUUAUGCUUUUUUAUAUUACUACUUAUAGUUACACUUGCUAUUUAUUUCAACUGAAAUACUUUUUAUCGAGCAUAUUUAUACUUUUAAUAUCAA
Messenger RNA from Schistosoma mattheei, 4859 nucleotides. The record is from the annotation of a GenBank genome assembly. Lineage: Eukaryota; Metazoa; Platyhelminthes; Trematoda; Strigeidida; Schistosomatidae.